AUGAGAGCCUGCAAUGGCUGUCGCAAGCGCAAGAUCAAGUGCGACUCGGCUACCACCAACAUCUGGCCCUGCUCGGCCUGCACCAGACUCAAGCUCGUCUGCAUCCCACCCUCCAUCGACCAGGACAGCGAGCCGGCCGCCCACGAGCAGAUCCUCGACUUCUCCCAACCCGCUCCUCCGGCAGGUUCAGGUGCUCUUCCACCGCCGCCGCCGCCUGCUGCUCUCCCGGCCUCGUCUUCGCAGAUACACACCUCCUCGCAGCCGUCCUUCCAUGCGCGGGAGUAUUACCCGGCAGAGCCAGCACGACGGACCGGAGACCUCCGCGGCUACGAGAGCGAUUCUCAGCUGUACCAGGCCCAGCAGCAUCAGCAGCAGCAGCCUCACCAGUAUCUCACUUCACCUACGGAUGACGGGCGGUUCUACCACCAUUCGCCCGUAGACGCAUCCCACGGACAGCUACAGCAAGCCUUUCACUACCCCCAACAUCCGCAGGCACCACCACCACCACCACCACCGGCUCCUACUCAGAUACAUAGAAACCCGCCACCACCGUUCCCGGUAUCAACGCCGCAGCCUAUUAUCCAGGUUUCUGAGCCGCCUCCACAAACCCCAACAAACUCGGGCGACCUUACAACGGCUUUCAACGAGCUCAAGAUUGACGAAACUGGCAUUGAGUCAAAGGACCAUAUAAAACCACAGACUGCUCUGGCCGAGUGCGAACAGUCUCUGCCACCGCUGUACAAUGGCGCAAAUUCGUCCCUGCAGUUCCCGGCAGAGCUCAUGCCCUCCGACACUGAGGCGCUCGAGUACUUCAGAGUCUACUUUGAUGAUCUACAUCCUUACCUCCCUGUAAUCCCUAGGAACUACUUCUACGAGCAAUGGCGGCGGGAGAAGUGGGAUAUCUCCCCUCUCCUGCUCAGUGCCCUUUUCGCCUGUUCUGCCAGGGCUCUCAACGAUACCGCAAAGGCUACCAAGUGGCUUGCCCUUGCUAACAAAUUCGAACCGGAAUUCAUGGAAGCGCCCCGGCUCACCACCGUACAGGCUCUGUUGCUUAUCAUGAAGGCCCGAGAAGCCAUGCCACGCCCAGGCUACUACUACCGCUCAUGGCAGACGAUCAAGACGAUCAUUUCAAUGGCCAAGGAUCUCGAGCUGCAUCAGCAUUACCAAUACCACGCAGAGGGCAAGCUGUGUGGCUAUGACACUGUGGAGUGUCUCAUUCGCACCCGCGUCUGGCAGACCAUUCUCGUUGUCGAGAUAAUGGUCGGAGGGCCUCAAGGACGCUCGGAGUUUGGCGUGGAGACUGACACGGUAGAGAUCCGUCCGUCCUGGGAUAUCCCCAACCUCGAUGCAUACGAAGUCGAACGAUCAAGACAAUUCAGCUACUUCGUCCAUAAUGCUCUCAAUAUUCGCCGCAUAGUGGACGUCUUUCACAAGGUGAAAAAGACCAAGGACUGGGGCGCCAAUCCGCAGUUUGCCCGUAACAACCCUCUUUUCGAGGCUUGGUACAACAGCCUGCCACCAGAUCUCAUGGUCACCUACCUACCAGAUGGUUCGCCUCCAUGGAUUCCUUCGCAUUUUCUCGCAAACAUGCAUUCGCACUUUGAAUUGGCCAAGAUCAUGCUCCAUCGCCCCCAAUUCGUCGCCGCCAGCUCGUUUCCAGCAGGCGGAGAAUGGAGACACCACUUCUCGAUAUGCUACAGCUCGGCUAAGGCGAUCUGUCGGCUGCAGGAAGCCCUACUCUCCUCGUUUGGCGUAUCAGGUUUCCUGUGCAUGCAACGAGGCAUCAACUUCUCCAUUUACUGCAUUCUAACCAGUGUCAUGCUGCAUCUUGUAGCCAUCACUUCGCCAGAUCCGGAAUUCAACAAAGAUUCCAGGUCUUAUUUUACUCGGCACAUGAGAGUUCUGGAAUCAUGCAGCUCUUCCUGGCCCAUGACGGAGUUGCAGUCACAACUUGCUGCCCUACGUCUUGCUUUCUCCGCAGACAUCAACAAGCCGUUCGAGCUGAAGCCAACUUUCCCCUAUGGCAGUCCAGUCGGGCCCCCGUCUCAGUCUCUGCCCGUCAGUGAUGCGAUGUACCAUUCGUCGCCAUCAUACAGUGAAGCCCAAGAACCUGCUCAGGGCACAGGGAAUCUCCCCUUCUCCGACUCAUACCCCAUCAGUCCACCUGUUUCUACGCAGACGAGCGUGAAGCCCGAGUCACCUGCAACGGGUACAUAUGGCCUGCUGCAGCCCUACGACACUACCCGCGCUCCACCUCCAAUCACAUCAAUGCCGCUUGUCGAUGAGAACAGCUGGAAUCCCUCGAGAAUCAUAACACAAUGGGACCUCGCCUUUUCAGGGAACAUAAACUCUAACUCACCUCCCUCCGCAACAUCAUCAACUAACAGCACAGUGGUUCCUGACCCCCAUUCUCUCUACCCAUCUUCCUCUACCAUGGCAAGUGCCAAUGGCAGCCCAGGCUCCGGCGCAGCCCAGUACUCAGAUUACUCCCAGCCCCUCAUGCCACUGGUCGAUCCUAACCAGCCUACGCAGGUCUCCAUGCCUGCACAGCAGUACAACUUGCUGCCCGUUGUCAUGGGGGCCAGGGACUGGCAACGUAGUGUGGCCAGCGUUAUUGAUCCCGAGGGCGCGAAGAGAAGAUGGGACGAUGUCGACAGCUACGGUGACGAACAGGCUAAACGGAGAAGAUGA
Molecule: messenger RNA, 2691 nt
Organism: Trichophyton verrucosum HKI 0517
Lineage: Eukaryota; Fungi; Ascomycota; Eurotiomycetes; Onygenales; Arthrodermataceae
Product: C6 finger domain protein, putative
Exons: 5
Coding region: 1-2691 (896 amino acids)
Biological process (GO): regulation of DNA-templated transcription; DNA-templated transcription
Molecular function (GO): DNA-binding transcription factor activity, RNA polymerase II-specific; zinc ion binding; DNA binding
Source: RefSeq, a predicted model, not a curated record